CUGGAGUUGGAAGUGAGCGGCGAUGACCCUCUCUGAAGGCACCAGUGCCAGCCACAUGUCAGCACCACCGGCCAUCACCUCCGAAGAUGCGGACAUCGAUGUCGUCGGUGAGGGCGACGCGGGCGCGGACAGCGACUGCGACUGCCAAGGAGACCUGGGAGGCAUGCAGGAGAUAAGGGUUACGGAGAUGACAGGUAACUCGUGUGAAUACGAGAGAGCAGGCGAUGGGCAGAGCACUGGGAACGAGCAGGGAUGUGCGCCAGGUCCGACACAGAAGAAGCCGAAAAGCAGCUUGGUAAAGCCGCCGUAUUCCUACAUUGCGCUCAUAACCAUGUCCAUCCUGCAGAGCCCACAAAAGAAACUGACUCUCAGUGGUAUCUGCGAGUUCAUCAGCAACCGCUUUCCGUACUACAGAGAGAAGUUUCCAGCCUGGCAGAAUUCAAUCCGACACAACCUGUCCCUCAACGACUGCUUCGUCAAAAUCCCAAGGGAACCGGGAAAUCCUGGCAAGGGUAACUACUGGACGCUGGACCCGCAGUCGGAAGAUAUGUUUGAUAACGGCAGCUUUCUAAGGAGACGGAAGAGAUUUAAGAGGCACCAGCCAGAUAUACUCAGAGACCAGACCACCAUUCUGAUGCAGACCUUUGGGCCAUACAACGUUGGGAAUCCGUACGGUCGUCACUUUGGGAUGCCCCCACCAGCUUUCUCUCCUGCCGCCGGUUUGCAUUAUCCAUACAUCCCCUCUCUGACUGCGAUGCUUCCACCUGCGGUGCCGCUGUUAUCCUCCGCUGAACUGAGCCGAGGGCCGUACAGCCCUCAGGCCGGGCCGGGCAUUCAGCUGCAGCUGGAUGGCGCAGGGACGGCGUCGGGUACGAAGGCAGCGCUCCCCAGAAGGCCGUCAUUUAGCAUAGAAAACAUAAUCGGGGCGUCCAGCACUUCGUCCGAUUCAGAGACAGUCACCCGGCCCCCGGCAGCAAUUCAGUCCGCCUUACUGAGCGCACAGUCACUGCUGAUAUCCCGGACGUCACCAGCUCUUACACCCGUCUUCAGCGUGCCGACAAACAUUAUUUCGGCACAGUUUUUACCAACAGCCUCCAAUGCACCGACAUCGAAAUGGCAUUCUUCAUAGUUGUUUUUAAUCAAUCACAGCUAAUUACAACAAUGAUAUACGCCUACAGCAAGCACUCGGCUUUAAAUAUAUGGGCACACUUUAUGUGAAGAUGAAUUGUAAAUAUUUGUAAGAAAGUGUUUUUUAAAAUUUAGUUUGACUAAGAAGGAGAAUUUUAAAUAAAAAAAAAAAGUUCAUAAGAUUUUAAAUUUUGUUUUGUAUAUCCAUAGUAUUGUAAAUGUCACCUAUUAAUAAAUGAGACUGUAUACAGAUCCUCUCCCAGAUACGCAUGAGAUUCGCGUGGUUUUCGACAGUUUGAGUUUCGUGUUUCGCGGCUGCGUGCCGAAGACAAACGUCCUGCAUCAUUGCUUUAUAUAGGACGCCAGUAUGACACCCAGCCCAGAAAUGUAACUACAGUAAAAUAUGAUUUAAAAAUAAAACGCAAAGACUUCAGGUGAACUAUAUAAACAGAGGAGGUGUGUCUGUUUGGGUUUAUAUUCAAUGUUCACAAAAUAGCACGAACAGAGAAUAUUAAUGCCGACAUAUCCUGCAUUACAGUGGUAAUAAAUCCCUUACAUGAAUAAUAAUAAUAAUUGGUAGUUGCAAAUUCGUACAGUUUUAUAUGUGUAAUUUGAAAGUUAGUAUUUUAGAUACAUUUUUAAAGAAAAACAAACGAAUGAAAAGGGCGACAAUAAUCAAAUAAAAACAGGUAUUUUCAUAGCUAUAGUAGUUUUGUUACGUGCACAGCGGUAAGUUUAAUAUGACCAUAAAAUUGUUAGCUUAUUUACUCACGCAUCUAAAUAUUUCGAACUUUAGGAACUUAGAAAACUUUGCAAUGAGCUGACUUUUAAAUAAAAAUAUGCUAAUAAAUACAAAAAUAAUAAAAGAACACUAUAAAUUUAGUAUGUUUUUGCAGUAAUGUGCCUAUUUUUAUACCAUUUAAUAAAAACGUUCAUGUUUAUUUAUAUUACAUAUAGUUGAAUGAUGAAUCUUGCCACAAAAUAGUGAUUAAAGUAUCACUAAUGGAGACAAAAUUCAUGACAAUCAAAAACAAAUGACUCCUUCUUUGAGGGGAAGCUGUGGUACCGAUGCAUGACUGGCUGGAUGGUCGCUUUUCAAACGGACCGCGAACCGUCACGUCUAUUUGCAAAAUGCAUGAGUGGAUUUUGUGUUUUUUUCCGUAAGAAGCUGCAAUGCAAAUUAAUUUUUACUUUUAAAUUAUGUUGUGUUUACCAAACCAUCACGCCGUCUUCCCGCCAAUUAUGUCCGGAGCCCAGUAAAUGGGAGUGCCACCCAUGUUGGGGUGAAUUCAGCCAGGUCUUGUGAUGUACUUGUGAUGUCCCGGCUUCUAAAACAUACACCCUGUCGCUUCUUACAGGUCAGCAUUUGAUUUAACCAGAAUUGACAUUUUGGAAGAAAAGCUUAACUUGAUCCCCCUACCGAUUUAUCUAACAUUACGUGCACCGCCCUUGUCAUUCAAAUCUGAAAUGUCAGCAAAGACAUUAUAGGAACUUGCCCUGGUUAUUGAAACUAAUUGUAAAACUGGCGAGCUGAUAAACCUGAGUUGGAAGGUGCUGUUCUAUCCGUAAAGAAACGUGUGAUUAAAUGGGAUAAUGUGCUAUUGAAGACAUAAGACAGAAUCCGCAAGGCUCAUUUUAGUCUGAUACCAAAUGAUUUUCUCCAACUUAAUCCCCUGUGAUAAUUUCUUCAUAAACCUGAAUAUUUUAUAGGCUAAUACGAACUGAACAGAAGCCAUCUAAAUCACCACCCCCUGAUUUACCAAAUAUCGGAAUCGUUCCGAGUAAUUCUAAAUACACGUUUUACAGUUUACACAGUGUCCCUGACGUGAUGGAGUUACAUUAUAACUAUCUUUAUAAAUUUCACACUUAAACAACGCCUUCUCUGUUUUCUUAUAAAGCGUUGAAUAACAAUUUGUUUACUCUUAUGAACAAUGAGUCCAUUCUUUCCCAAAGAAACGGGCAAAAAUGAUGAACAGACCCUAUCAUACAAACGGCUGCCUUAAACGUCCGGUACUUUGAUGUUGUUAGUAAACUUAUGAACUAGAUAGAUGUCGUGCUCACCAUGUGAUGAAAAUGUGACAUUCGAAGUGGGUGGAGGUACAAUCACAUUUGAGGGUCGUAACUAAUUGAAACGAUUUAGUAUGACUGCGCUUAAAGGCGUAAUACAGCUACCCUCGGUCGUUUUUGUGUGGUUGAAUCACAAGCAGAGUUUUGC
This is a messenger RNA of Paramormyrops kingsleyae, 3343 nucleotides long. Its product is annotated as forkhead box protein D3-B-like. Gene Ontology annotation, molecular function: RNA polymerase II cis-regulatory region sequence-specific DNA binding; DNA-binding transcription factor activity, RNA polymerase II-specific. Gene Ontology annotation, biological process: regulation of transcription by RNA polymerase II; anatomical structure morphogenesis; cell differentiation. Lineage: Eukaryota; Metazoa; Chordata; Actinopteri; Osteoglossiformes; Mormyridae. The record is from RefSeq and is a predicted model, not a curated record.